AUGAUUGCACUAUAUAUUCUUCUCGUCGCUGGCCUGAUUAUUUGGCCUAUCGGCUGGGAUUCGGUCACAAUUCGUGAGGUUUGUGGCGGUGCUGUCGGUCCCUACACCAAAGGGAAUUGCGAAUUUGGCUGGGGACCAAUUGCGGCGGGAUUUGGCACGCUGCUGUUGUUUAUCAGUUCCCUCCUGGCCGGUGCAGUUGACAAAUCGUUGAGCACACACGCAGCCACGCGUCAAAUGCUUCUCGACGGGAAAACCUGUGUGUUCUUGCAUUGA
Echinostoma caproni is the source of this 273-nucleotide messenger RNA. The record is from the annotation of a GenBank genome assembly. Lineage: Eukaryota; Metazoa; Platyhelminthes; Trematoda; Plagiorchiida; Echinostomatidae.